Messenger RNA from Alternaria atra, 1095 nucleotides. RefSeq lists its product as uncharacterized. NCBI's taxonomy places the organism in Eukaryota, Fungi, Ascomycota, Dothideomycetes, Pleosporales, Pleosporaceae. The record is from RefSeq and is a predicted model, not a curated record. Gene Ontology annotation, cellular component: membrane. The coding region runs from base 1 to 1095 and encodes 364 amino acids. The transcript has 3 exons.
AUGAGACCCGUUAUAGCGGUCCCAGCCAUUGCUGCGCUAGUCUACAGAGCGUACUCACGAAAAUCACUGACCCCAGUGGGAAUCCUUGCAGCGUUCGCGACAGCAGUUGUGCACGCUUUACAUCCGUGGAGUGUAUUCCUCGCGCUUCUUGCAGUCUUCUUCUUGGCUGGCAGUACCGUGACAAAGGUUAAACAUGAUAUCAAAGCGAAGUUGACACAAUCCGCGACAGGUGCAUCUGGUGGGGAAGGUACCCGCAAUCAUGUUCAAGUCAUUGCAAACUCCGGCGUAGCCUCGGUGCUAAUAUUACUGCACCUCUGGCAGCUAAAGGAAGAAGGGAGAUACGUCGAACAGGAUCUGUGUUGGCACAGAGGGAGCGAUGCGCUGGUGGUAGGCAUUGUAGCCAACUAUGCCGCAGUGGCCGCAGACACGUUCUCUUCGGAACUCGGUAUCCUCUCAAAAUCGAAGCCACGUCUUAUAACCGCUCCUUGGCGUGAGGUCCCGCCUGGUACGAAUGGAGGGGUGACAGCGACUGGACUUGGUGCCGGCCUGCUCGGAGCUUUCAUACUCUCAGCCACGUCUACACUGUUCGUGCCCUUCUGCAAAGACUGGAGCUUCUCCGAGAAGACCGGGUUUACACUUGCUUUGACCGCUGCUGGCUUCAGUGGAACACUCCUCGAUUCGCUUUUGGGUGCUCUCGCCCAAGCCAGCGUCAUUGAUGUGCAUUCGGGCAAGGUUGUAGAGGGCGAAGGAGGCAGAAGAGUUCUUGUACGCAGCAGUAACCCGCUUCAUCUUUCGAAGACAGGUCAAGUACGAAGUAAAGUCAGCAGUAGUUCGGAAGGCGAGAAUGGCAUUGCAAAGACGAGCGGAGCGGACACUGCGGCGUCGGUCAAGGCAUCGGAGACGAUGCUGAAAUCUGGAGCGAGCGGCAAUGCAGUCGCGGAUAUGCAACAUGAGAGUCGAAAGAUCGAAGUCGGAAGGGAUUUGCUAGACAAUAAUGCUGUCAACAUUCUUAUGGCAGGUAUGGUCAGUGUUGGAGCUAUGGUAGUUGCUUGUGUAGUUUGGGGAUUGCCUUUGAGCAGCAUGGUUGGAAUCUAG